AGCACAGAUUGAUAUGAGAAUUUCUCAUUGUUAUGGCAAUAUGAAAGCAUUCAGGCGUUUUUAAUUUGGAGGAAAUAUUGAGCGAAAUUUGGUUGUGUCUAUUGUAAAUGCAUUAAUUAUUUACUGUAGACUGUGUUAAUGCUUUAACAGUUAACAUCUUUAACAUCUGCCUAAUCAUACACCAUGAGUGACAGUUGAGCUUUGUGAAGUACAGAAGGGCGGACUUGUUUACAAGAGAAAACAAUUUCCACAGUGCAGAAGUUGUAAUAGUGGAAACUGUGGUAGCCUAACUAGUAAAGCUGUCACUCAAUUCAGUGUGGCUGCACUUGAAGGAUUACAAUCUGGGAAGAGGAUAGUGAUUAGGGAAUUGAACCAGUCUAGCCCUUGUUGAGCUGUUACCGAGUCUACAAGAUGGCUGACAGACCAAUGUUGGAGGACACCAAGACUCAGAUGCCGCAAACCAAAUGUGGCAAGGUAUUGUCAUGGUGUAGAGUGAACCUGCUGUUGCUAUUGACAAUAGUGGGCGUGGUACUGGGGGUGAUCCUAGGCUUUCUGGUCCGCAUGGCCAAACCCUCGCCCGAGGCCAUUGAGCUGAUCUCCUUCCCUGGAGAAAUCCUCAUGCGCGCCCUCAAGAUGCUCAUUCUCCCCCUCAUCAUCUCCAGUCUUAUCAUGGGUGUGUCAUCACUAGAUGCGAAGGAAAGUGGUCGAAUGGGAGUACGUACGCUGGUGUACUACUUUGCUACCACGUUCGCUGCCAUCAUUUUAGGCAUAAUCCUUGUGGUUGCCAUUCACCCGGGUAAGAAGGACCUCAAGGAUGAGCUUGCAGUGAACGAGGCGGAUAGUCGCAUCACGGGUGUGGAUGGAUUCUUGGAUCUCAUCAGAAAUUUCUUUCCUGAUAAUCUGGCUCAGGCUUGCUUUGCGCAUGUGAAAACCACAUAUACCAACGUGACAGUGCGGAAGAAAAGAAUUGAAUUUAUCACUAUCUCUGACACUGUGGAAAAUACGACUUUUCUUCCUUCAAACUCCACAACAAUUUCACUCAUUAAUAUAACAACGUCUCCUGAGGGUAAGAAGACAAUAGUCGAGUAUACAGAACAGGUGGUCCGGAAAGGACUGCAAUCAGGAAACGGAAUUAAUGUGUUAGGUCUCAUAUGUUUCUGUGUUGGUUUCUCGAUCUACCUCAGCAAGAUGGGGCCGCGCGGUCAGGUCAUGAUCCAGUUCUUCGACAUCCUCAAUGAAAUUGUCAUGAAGCUUAUCAUGCUAGUCAUGUGGUACUCCCCGUUUGGUAUCAUGUUCCUGAUCGCUGGUAAGAUCAUUGAGGUGGAUGACAUACGCGAGGUCGCAGCCCAGCUUGGUCUCUACAUCGUCACGGUGAUAGUCGGCCUGGUGAUUCACGCUGGAAUCGUGCUGCCCCUCAUAUACCUUGUCAUUGUCAGGAAGAACCCCUUCAAACUGUUCCGUGCAGUGUUCCAAGCAUGGAUUACAGCCCUUGCUACAGCUUCCAGUUCCGCCACUCUACCUGUGACAUUCAAGUGUCUGGAGGACAACAUGAAGAUUGACAAGCGCGUCACUCGCUUUGUGCUGCCAGUUGGAGCCACUAUCAAUAUGGAUGGUACAGCUCUGUAUGAGGCGGUCGCACCAGUGUUCAUAGCUCAGAUGAAUGGCAGAGAGCUGUCUUUUGGAGAACUGCUCACAGUCAGUGUAACCGCAACAUGUGCGUCCAUUGGAGCAGCAGCCAUCCCUAGCGCUGGACUGGUUACCAUGCUGAUGGUGCUGACGUCUGUCAACUUGCCGGUGGAGGACGUCUCUAUCAUUCUUGCUGUAGACUGGUUCCUUGAUCGCCUGAGAACCAGUUGCAACGUUUUGGGCGACAGUUAUGGCGCAGGGGUCAUCGCACAUUUGUGUCGUGACGAACUUACACAAUUUGACAGGCAACAUAUGGAGCUGGAGACCAGAGAUAGCAAGAUUAAUGGCGGGGAAACCGUCGGCGACGGGGAUGAGGGAAGCGAUGAUCGUAAUGUGUAGUUUUGCCCUCUAACCGGAUCCUGGCUCGGUGAUGUUGGGCAUACUGUGGGCGCCCGUCUGGUUGUGAAUAUUUGUUUUACCUAGUAUGGUGUUUCAAGGAGAUUUUUAACCUCAAUAUUCUUGAUAUGAUUGUAUUUUCUUUAUGGGCAAACAUACUGGGCAUGUGCAUAUUUUUUUAACAAAUGGUUGUAUUGCAGUUUUUCUGAAUUUUAUAGAAGUAAUUGUUUACUGAAGAUGUUAAGCUUUGUUUCUUAUGUAACUUCAUUCUGUAUACGUUUAAAGUAUGACAGAGUUAACAAUAUGACAACAACAGCUUUGGAUUUACACACAAUACAGAAUGUCCAUUGAGGUUUUGAUAAUUAACUGAGUAUUAAUCUUUGAAUCUCUGGGGGAUUGACCAUUUUUCUUGUGUAAGCAUAUGUCUUAUUUUGUGAAAUCUUCUUUUUGUUAAUGUUAGAUUUAAUUAUACUUUUAGAUGUAUCUCAGUAUGUGGAUUUUUUAAAUGCAUUUUUAUUAUUAUUUUUUACUGAUGACCAGUAAAAAGUUUUCUGGCUACUUUAUACAGGGUAAUUAUACUAUUUGGAUUUAGAAAUUAAUGUAUUUUUAUAAUAUUUUAUUUUAUUGUUUACAUAUAAUAUUUUAACUCAAAUGAUGGAGUAAUUCUACUGAAAAAAAAGAUAUGAAGUAUGUAUCUCACAGCAUGAAAUCAGUUUAAAUGGCUGGAAUAGCAGAAUAUUUGUUUAUGUGUUAUGUUUUGUAAAUAUCUGCAAAGUUCUUAAUGACACUCUAAAAAACCUUGUCUAUAAUAAGACGCGCACAAAAUAGAUGUACAUCAUACAUGUACAAAGUAUUCAUGCAUGUUAAAAGAACAUUUAAAUAAAAUCUUUGUUUUUAUUAAUAUUGUUUAGGUGUAUUUUAUCUUGACUAGGUAUAUAAGUUGAGCAUUACAAGACUGUGAUGUUCAAGGGUGUCAUAUCACUCUUGUUGAUUGUGUGACAUCGUGGAAAUAACAUCACAAAAUCAACUGGUGCGAUGCAACCAACACCCAAAAACACACACAUAACAGUUGAGAAUAUUCCCUAUAAGUUGAAUUGAUACGUAGCUUUUCAUGGUUUCCGUAUCCAUGUAUCCAUUUGACUAUAGCAACUACCUAUUUUAACAAUCAAAGCGCAUUUUGUUGUUGAAUACUUUAUAAAUAUUUAAUGUUAAAAUUUGUGGUCUUACAAAGUGCAGGGAAAUAUAAUUCUAAUUUAAAAAAAAUAUUGGUAAUAGUAAACAAAUUUUACAGCUGGACAGAAUGAAAUUGUAUCUUGGUAUAUAUUUUUCUCUAAAUAAAGUAUAAAAAACUUGUUGGUUACAAUUUAGAUAAAAGGAUGUAUUGUGUAAGCGUAAAGUGUGGUCUCAGAGGCAAACCAGUCUGGACACUUGCCACUUUUAUGGUAUUUUUCAUUUAAAAAAAGUCUCCACCUAGCAAAAAAUCCAUUCUAGAUGUAAAGUGUCGUCCAUGAUUUACCUGUGUGAACUUAACAGUCCAAUCUGAAACGAUACGUUAUGCACAGGCAUUAAGGCCUGUUUUCCCAGAGUGCAGCUAAUUUAUAUUUUAUGCACAUAUUUGUUCCCACAGUUGAGGUAUUGACCACAAGCUCUCAGGAUUGGUUUGUUAUUGUUCAACAGAGAGUUGUAGCCACCCAGGUUCAUGUCUACAAAUUUGAAUAUUUGCAGUUGCAUUAUGAAUUAGAUAAUCGUGUGAAGUUGUUCUACACAUUUAAUUUCUGCAUUUAUAGCUUGGCUAUUCACCAUAUUAUCCUAGCGACAUUACUCACCCAUUUGUCUGCUUUAGCAUCUUCGUAAUGCUCUGGUUGAGUUAAACUUGCAUCAUCUUCAUAUCAGUGUUUUUACGGCAUGUAUUAAAUUCAAACUUUACACAUGUGUUCAAGGUUAUUGUUUGAAGUCACUGACUAAGUGUCAUAUCGGACCUGCAAUUAAGCAGAAUAAUGCCUCUUGUUGUACCAAGAAAAUUAUUGUUAACC
Dreissena polymorpha is the source of this 4055-nucleotide messenger RNA. Its product is annotated as excitatory amino acid transporter 2-like. NCBI's taxonomy places the organism in Eukaryota, Metazoa, Mollusca, Bivalvia, Myida, Dreissenidae. The coding region runs from base 412 to 2025 and encodes 537 amino acids. The transcript has 10 exons. The record is from RefSeq and is a predicted model, not a curated record. Gene Ontology annotation, molecular function: L-glutamate transmembrane transporter activity; glutamate:sodium symporter activity; neutral L-amino acid transmembrane transporter activity. Gene Ontology annotation, cellular component: plasma membrane. Gene Ontology annotation, biological process: L-glutamate transmembrane transport.